Messenger RNA from Phlebotomus argentipes, 838 nucleotides. Its product is annotated as zinc carboxypeptidase A 1-like. The transcript has a single exon. Bases 1 to 723 code for a protein of 240 amino acids. NCBI's taxonomy places the organism in Eukaryota, Metazoa, Arthropoda, Insecta, Diptera, Psychodidae. The record is from RefSeq and is a predicted model, not a curated record. Gene Ontology annotation, molecular function: zinc ion binding; metallocarboxypeptidase activity. Gene Ontology annotation, biological process: proteolysis.
AUGAAAAUACGCGAGUUUUCCUUAACAUUUUUGGCCAUUCUGGCGGUCGUCGCGGGUGAACCACAUCGAUUCGAUAAUUAUCAAGUGUUCAGACUAACAGUUGAAGUGGAGAGUCAAUUGAAGGCUCUUAAAAGUGUUUCAACUGGCCCGAAUAGUUAUGAAUUCUUAGCUGAACCUACACGAAUUGGGCGAGACGUGGAAAUAUUGGUUCCACCAAGUCUCCAAUCGGAUUUUGACUCCCUCGUUGCGAAGAACAAAAUAAGUAAGAAGUUGUUGGUCAGCAAUUUCCAAGAUCUGGUGGACAAGGAAAGACCCAACAAAUUCGCAUCCAAAGCCGCUGAGGAUUUCGGCUGGGAAGAUUAUCACAGUGUUGAAACCAUUCACGAGUGGUUGUAUUCUCUGGAGGAGCAAUACGAAGAAGUCACUGUGAUCAAAGGCGGAACCACUUUCGAGGGACGCGAAAUCCUGGGUGUCAACAUCAAUAGAAAUCCUGGACAAAACCCGGGAAUUUUCAUUGAGGCAAAUAUUCACGCUCGUGAAUGGAUUACUAGUGCUUCAGCUACAUGGAUUAUCAAUAAAUUGUUAACAGCUACAGUUGAUGAGCCGGGAAUAAAAGGUUUGGCCGACAAUAUAAACUGGUAUAUCUUCCCACUCAUCAACAUUGAUGGAUAUCAGUACUCGCGAGAUCACUAUAGGCUCUGGAGAAAGACUAGGUCUACCUAAGGUUACAUUUGCCAAGGUGUGGAUCCCAACAGGAACUGGGAUGUGUAUUGGGAGAAGGGUGGAAUUGGUUCUUCUGAUAACAUGUGUGAGGAGAGCUUUGCAGGACCAUCAGCAU